This is a messenger RNA of Penicillium lagena, 1560 nucleotides long. Its product is annotated as F1F0 ATP synthase subunit beta. NCBI's taxonomy places the organism in Eukaryota, Fungi, Ascomycota, Eurotiomycetes, Eurotiales, Aspergillaceae. The record is from RefSeq and is a predicted model, not a curated record. Bases 1 to 1560 code for a protein of 519 amino acids. Gene Ontology annotation, molecular function: proton-transporting ATP synthase activity, rotational mechanism; ATP hydrolysis activity; ATP binding. Gene Ontology annotation, biological process: proton transmembrane transport; proton motive force-driven mitochondrial ATP synthesis. The transcript is spliced from 5 exons.
AUGUUCAAGAGCGGUCUCGCCCGGUCCUUCGGGAGGGCUGCUUUUGCCCGCCCGGCCCCCGUCGCUCGCGCCUUCCAGCCUCUCCGCUCCAAUGCCCUCCCGGCCCUGUCUGCCCGCCUCGCCAGCUCGAGUGCCGUCCAGACUGGCAAGAUUCACCAGGUCAUUGGUGCCGUCGUUGACGUCAAGUUCGAGGGCGACAAGCUGCCUGCCAUUCUGAACGCCCUGGAGACCGAGAACAACGGCCAGAAGCUGGUGCUGGAGGUCGCGCAACACUUGGGUGAGAAUGUCGUCCGUGCCAUUGCUAUGGACGGUACUGAGGGUCUGACCCGUGGUGCUGCCGCGCACGACACCGGCGCCCCCAUCACGAUCCCCGUCGGCCCGGCAACCCUGGGCCGUAUCAUCAACGUUACUGGUGACCCCAUUGACGAGCGUGGCCCCGUCAAGGCUACCAAGUUCCUUCCCAUCCACGCUGACCCCCCGGCGUUCGUCGAGCAGUCGACCUCGGCUGAGAUUCUGGUCACCGGUAUCAAGGUCGUCGACCUGCUUGCCCCCUACGCCCGUGGUGGUAAGAUUGGUCUGUUCGGUGGUGCCGGUGUCGGCAAGACUGUGUUCAUCCAGGAGUUGAUCAACAACAUUGCUAAGGCUCACGGUGGUUACUCCGUCUUCUGUGGUGUCGGUGAGCGUACCCGUGAGGGUAACGAUCUGUACCACGAGAUGCAGGAGACUGGUGUCAUCCAGCUCGAGGGUGAAUCCAAGGUCGCCCUGGUGUUCGGUCAGAUGAACGAGCCCCCAGGUGCCCGUGCCCGUGUCGCCCUGACCGGUCUGACCAUCGCCGAGUACUUCCGUGACGAGGAGGGUCAGGAUGUGCUGCUCUUCAUUGACAACAUUUUCCGUUUCACCCAGGCCGGUUCCGAGGUGUCUGCCCUGCUGGGCCGUAUCCCCUCGGCCGUCGGUUACCAGCCCACCCUGGCCGUCGACAUGGGUGUCAUGCAGGAGCGUAUUACCACCACCCAGAAGGGCUCUAUCACCUCCGUCCAGGCCGUCUACGUGCCCGCUGACGAUCUGACUGAUCCUGCCCCCGCCACCACCUUCGCCCAUCUGGACGCCACCACUGUGCUGUCCCGUGGUAUCUCCGAGUUGGGUAUCUACCCGGCUGUCGACCCGCUGGACUCCAAGUCCCGUAUGCUGGACCCCCGUAUCAUCGGUGACGACCACUACAACACCGCCACCCGCGUCCAGCAGAUGCUCCAGGAGUACAAGUCGCUGCAGGACAUCAUCGCCAUUCUGGGUAUGGACGAGUUGUCCGAGGCUGACAAGCUCACCGUCGAGCGCGCCCGUAAGCUGCAGCGUUUCCUGUCCCAGCCGUUCGCCGUCGCCCAGGUCUUCACUGGUAUCGAGGGCACCCUGGUCGACCUGAAGGACACCAUCCGCAGCUUCAAGGCCAUCAUCGCCGGUGAGGGAGACGAUCUCCCCGAGAACGCCUUCUACAUGGUCGGCGACUUCGAGUCUGCCCGUGCCAAGGGUGAGAAGAUUCUGGCUGAGCUCGAGGGUUCGUCUUAG